Molecule: messenger RNA, 4109 nt
Organism: Amaranthus tricolor (Joseph's coat)
Lineage: Eukaryota; Viridiplantae; Streptophyta; Magnoliopsida; Caryophyllales; Amaranthaceae
Exons: 4
Coding region: 1757-2413 (218 amino acids)
Source: RefSeq, a predicted model, not a curated record
UCUCUCCAACGGUCAGAUUUCAGCAUUAUGCCCUUACAUGUUCUCAAAUCUUGACUAUACAACCUUAACCAGAAACUCCAAUCCUUCAUACAUCAUACCGCCUCCAUUCCACCCAUUUCUAUUACAUUAAAACCCUAAAUCUCUCUACUUCAAAAAAACCCCUAAAUUCUCUGUUUACACUACAUCUAUUUUCUAUCUCUUCAUCUUCAAUUUUUCGCGUUGAAGAACAAGUCAACGGAUUUCACUACUUUGAAGAGACGUGACCUUCAAUCUUUGUGCAAGAAGAACAAUAUUCCUGCUAAUCUCACCAAUGCUGCCAUGGCCGAUGCUCUCGCUUCUCUUUCUACUAAAGCGAACUUGAACAAAUCUCUGAAGAGGUUUCAGAAGAUGAGCAUUGCUGCAAUGGCUGAUGCUCUUAAGUCUCUGGAGAUCGUGAGUAGCUUUUGAAUCCUGACUUUGAAAACUUAGGGAAUGAUGUAGAUUAUUCCGAUAGAUUUGUUACCGAUAGAGAGUUUGAUUCUAUAGAUGAUUUACAUGCUUGGGCUGAUGAGAUAGCACUAACAAUUGGUUUUCAAUUUACACGUGCUUCAUAUAAACAAAAGGAAGGACGUUCUAGAGUGAGUUUGUACUUAAAAUGUCACCAGCUAAGGUAAUAUAAGGGGUGAUUUGCAUAACUUAGACAAUGCUGCCCGGCCUGGUUUCAAAAGUAGGGCUUGUGGUUGUAAAUUUAUGAUUAUAGAAAAUAGUUGUAAACCAUGGGAAAGACCUUGGACGGUUAGAGUGUUUUCUGUUGAAAAAAGAAGACAUAAUCACAUGUUCUUAAUGUACAGACUUGGAUUGUGAGGGGCAAUUGAGUAGAUUAUUGAUUGCGAAUCGAACAUCUAUCCAGAUGAUACGUUCGUGGCCCCAUUUUGUGUUGAUAGACACAACGUACAAAACGAAUAAGCAAAAGUUGUCCCUAUGCGAAAUCAUUGGAAUGAGGCCAACGAAUCAUAACUUCUUGGUUGCGUUCUGUUUGAUGUGAGAUGAGGCGUCUGUGUCUUAUUCUUGGGUGUUGGAGAGGUUGAGGGAUAUUUAUGGUAGAGUCCAGACGCCCGACGUAAUCGUAACGGAUCGAGAUAAGGGUUUGUCUGCAACUAUUAGUGUUGUCUUUCCAGGUGAACAUGUUUUUAUUAUUAAUUAUUGUCAUUCAGUGUAUAUAUGUCUCACUUAAUUUUAAAUUUAUGUUUAAUGUAGAUGUACGGCAUUUAUUAUGCGUAUGACAUAUAGGCAAUGACGUGGAGAACAUGAUCGAUAAAUUGUGCGGCGAGAAGAAAAAUCAAUAGGGGCAGAUAUUCAAGCAAACAACAUGGAAACCCUUAGUUAACAGUGUGACGAUCCCUGAAUUUGAAAACAAAUGGGAAGGGAUUGUGUCUUCUUGGUCGAUUAGGAACAGGAGGGUCGUGCGAUACUUGGCUAGAACAUGGAUUCCUCACAAGGAGAAAUUUGUGCGUGCGUGGACGAAUGAUUGUUUGCACUUGGGUAACCAGACUACCAGUAGAGUUGAAAGCCAACACUCUUCCUUCAAGUAAUACUUGGGUAGCGGUAAUAGCUCAUUUGAUACGCUAUUUAAAAGGGCACACGCACAAAUAACGAAUCAGAAGUUAAGGAUAAGGCAAGCUCUGGAGGAAUCUAGGAAUUUCAUUUCAAGGACGUCGCGACUUAAUUUCUCAAACCAUUGUAUCGUCAUGUUUUCAUAUUUGCUUUGGAACAAUUGAUGAUGGAGCACAAGCGGAUGUUAAACUUAGGUACUUGUCUUUUUGAAAAAUGCGGUUGUGUCAUUCAAAAAACCCACGGAUUACCAUGCGCGUGUUACUGUUACUUGUCAAUCAGGUCUAAUGGUGCUUUGAACUUAGACGAUAUACAUCCGUUUUGGAAAACGUUAAAGUACUUAGAGCCUGAAGAAGACGCCAACGAAGAAGUACGGCACGCAAACGCCGAUGAUAAGGAGUACUUUCAAUCGUUGGUGGAUGAAGUUUUAAAAGCCGACCCCUCAGUUGUACGACGCGUGUCACAUAAACAAGAACUACAGCCUGAUGGAGCAGAUAUACCUGAGCCACAAGCAAGUCCACUGAGGAAGGGAAGACCAAUGACAAGCAGAACCCUUAGGAGAAACAAAAGUGCGUUUGAGUACAGCUGCUCGUCCUCAAGUAGUCGCGGAUCCAAAUCUUCAUCACGCGGGAGAUCUACUGGUAGAUCUAGUAGCGGGUCGCACCAAUCGUUAGCUGGAAUUAACUUUAGUUUCAACUUAUCAGAUGGUUCAGCAGGACGUGAUUUUCACUUUUUCUGUGGCCAGAUAACAUUUCGUUUAUUCUUCCGCCAUAUCUGUUUGACUGGAUUGAUGUCAUCGGUGACGGUAAUUGUGGUUUUAUAGCCAUUGCCCCCACAGAGUUAGCCUUUUUUACGACGUGCAAUGAGUUUGGAAAUGGAAACGCAUAGCAAUUGUGUAUUAUGGCUCUGCUGAUGGUCAUUCAAUGUAUAACUGUUUAGUGCUUCCGUUAAGGAGAACAGGGGGAAUGCGUGGCGUAAACAAACUUAUACAUAUUCUUUAGGUUAAUAGGAAUCAUUAUGUUCAACUUUUAAUGAACGAUGAUUCAUCUCCACUGCCGCCAGUCCAACAAAAUUGGAGAGCAGCAGCUAACAAUUCAUGUAAAGACUUAGAGAUACAGUAUCGCAACAGGAUACUUCUUAGUGUUCAGCUUUGGAAUAGACUGUGCGGCAUACAACGACAACAAAAUAACACCGCCGAAGAUGCGGUCAAUUUAGAUACUCCUUAGUGUUUAUUGCACUGAUUAUACUUGUUGUUAUCAUUUUAUUAAGGGAUAUUAUCAAUGGUACCUCUGUAUUAUAGCAAAAUAUCAAUGGUACCCACGUUAAUUCCAAUAGUACCCCCCAACUAUGUGCUAAUUACAACCGUCUUCUUCUUCCCUUUUCUCACUCUUCUUCCUGCUCUCCUUCCAUGGCUGCUUCAUUUCAAGCCUGACAAUGAUCAACCCGAAUAUGCAGAAAGUACCAGUUGUUUCCUCCACUCCUUCCUAAGUCUUCCUUCUUAAUGCCCCUUCUUAAUAUAUACUCUUGUCUUCUUCCUUACUCCAAUCUUUUACCACUUUCUUCUUUCUCUAUCUUCCUCUGUUUUUUCCUUAAAUCAAGCUUUGAGCUUUCUCAUUAAUGGCUGACUAUGAAACCCUAACCCACUGAAACCCACUAGUAAAACUGUAAAUUUAGCUUAAUGAAACUUUAGCCACAUAAACUUGACCUCUCUCUAAAGUCCAUUUUUGGGUCUCUCCUUGAUUUGUCAAAGAUUUCUUCUUGUUCUUCAUUAUCAAGUUUGAAUAUUUCCUUCAAUUUAUUGGAUUCUUCUAAGGAUUUGAAAGGGGCUCAUUUUGGGCUUUUUCUCAAAACUUUGAAUGUUUCUUUAAAUCAUUUAUCUGGGCAACAAGUUCUUCCAUGGGUGUUCUCUCAAGGUUGCGAGAAGUUAACCCACUUAGCUUUAAAGGGAAUAAGUUACAAAGAAUUUCUAACAUGUAAAAUAUGGAUUUGAAAAUUGAAACAGUAAUUUCUUGAAAUAGACUCCUUUUUUAUUUGUGAACUCUUAAGUUGGUGUAACUUGGUGCAAGAUUUCUUAAUGUUUGAUACUUGCUACAGAGGUCAUUUCCUAGUAGCCACCGUUUUUAAGCUUAGAGUUAUUUCCUAGUUUUUGAAUAACACAAUUAUUUCCAAAUACGUGUGACAUUAUGAUUUCACGGUAGCCAUAGCAAUUUGAGAUAACAUUCUUAAAUUGAGUGGUAAAUUGAGUGGAGUUAUACCAUUUUGGAUUGGUAAAUUGAGUAAUCUUGCCAUUCUCAUUGUUGGGCUUGAGAUGAAGCAGCCAUGGAAGGAGAGCAGGAAGAGGUGUGGGAAAAGGGAAGAAGAAGAAACUAACCAUGAUUAGGUCACAUUCGAGAUUUAACGGGCAUUUAUGGAAAAAAGUAAAAUAGUGUCACGGUUGUAAUUAGCAUAUAGUUGGGAGGUACCAUUGGAAUUAACGUGGGUACCAUUGAUAUUUUGCUAUAAUACAGAGGUACCAUUGA